AUGCUCAAGGUUCUGAAGGAGGAGCUCGGCAUGGAGGGUAAUCGGGAACGAAAUGUUAAAGUUGUGGAGAUGGUUAAGCUGACUAAGUCGACUAAAGGUCGAGGUAAAGAGAGGAAGAGACCACCUGUUGCAGUUGCAGUGAAGCAGUUCCUACUUGUGGCUCUUGGUUCGUUGCUCGUUCCAACAAGCUCCCGGAUCUAUAAGUUCGACUAUGCAGAAGAAGCUAAAGCUAGGGCCAAGGGAAAAAAUUUGCAGUGGGUUAAUGGGGAUAUCCACUUCUUGAUGCUUCAUUUGUUGGAUUUCCUUAAGGUGAGAGGAUUUGCCACCACUACAAUACCCACUUGCAGCUAUUGGUUUGAACCAAGGGUGGAUAACGUAUGCUUAUCUAUCCCUAAGCCAGAGCUAUAUGAUGUGGCUCCCGUGUUGCUGUCGAGAGAAGAAGUCCGAUCUCGCUUCUGUCCAGGACGUGGCAGGAGGGAGUGGGAAUCAGGAACAAGUAGCUCAGCUCUUCAUACAGCUUCUCCGCGGUUAUACACGACAGAAUGGUUGGAGGAAACAUACUUGGAGUCCCUUGAUACCGACGAGAUUAAGGUACUGCAGUCCUUGACUGAAAAAGUGAUACAUAAGUGGGAUUCAUGGCGGGAAAGUGUCCGAAGGGUUGCCAUUAAGCGCCAGCAAGACAAGAAUUGA
This is a messenger RNA of Linum trigynum, 690 nucleotides long. The record is from the annotation of a GenBank genome assembly. Lineage: Eukaryota; Viridiplantae; Streptophyta; Magnoliopsida; Malpighiales; Linaceae.